AUGACGAGAAUCUUCCUGAAAAUGCUUCGGGUAUCAAUAACAAUGUUGGCAUUGUUCAAAUUGAUAACGGCCGCUGGCGAAAGCAAAACACAUGUGAUGUACUUUAAUGUAGCUAGCAAAUACGCCCCAGAUAAGAGAAGGUUCAUCUCUAUAAAUGACAACAAUGGUACGUUUGGCCCAGAAAUUCGGGUUCGAGCUGGUGAUACGCUCAAUUUGAAGUUAACCAACAGGAUAUGUUCAAGAGAAGAAGCCGGUAAUGACGGUGUUGUUUGGAAAGAUUAUUGUUCCACAGCUUUACAUUUCCAUGGGGUUGUACCUUUACCUAACAAAUUCGAUGGGAUCCCUGAAUUAACACAGCCUACCAUUCGUCACGGGGAAAGUUAUUGGUACAAUUUCACCAUUGAUAAAUCAACCUGUGGUACUUAUUGGUACCAUUCGCAUUCAUCGGUACAAUAUGGUGAUGGCUUGAGGGGUGUCAUGAUAAUCGAAUGCGACGAAUACAAUAAUCAUAUAGAGGAGACCGUUAACUCUGUGAGUGAAGUCGAGAUAUUACUCAACCCUAUUGUCGCGAUGGAAAAGCAGACAAACGGCAAGAAAUUCGCAAAACAUGAAGUGCAAGAAGAAGUUAUAACUUUAAGUGAUUGGUAUGCCGAUUGGAAUUUGGACAUUUUGAAAGAUAGAGUUUUGUCACCUACCGGAGGCACUGAUCCCAAGCUUGAUGGUUCAUUGAUAAAUGGAAAAUCUUCUAAUAGCGAAGCCAUCAAAUUGGGGACUGACACUAAAUAUCUACGAUUAAGAAUAAUAAACGUAGGCAUGUCCGGUACCCAAGUCGUUCACCUCGAUGGAUAUAAAUUAAUUAUUCUAGAAACUGACGGUAUUCUAGUUAAACCGUUCAUUGUAGAAACGUUGACUUUAGCGGUUGGACAAAGGUAUACAAUUUUAGUGAAACUGGAGGCCAACACGAAUACCAUUCGUAUGAUAAAUGGCUGUAAUAAAAUGAUGGGUUAUAUAAAAAAACAGUGGUGGUUUUGUAAAGAUUGCAGUAAUUUGGAUCCCUCUAAGAGUUUCAGUGACAUUCCCAUCGGGAGUCUGCCUGGUUUCACUAAGGCGGAAUUAUAUCGUGAUCUGGAACCAAUACAACUGGAGAGUAAAAAGUUGAAUAUCGAGCCUAGCUCUGAUGCGCUUUUUGAGUUCAAUUAUGCCUAUUACAAGGACGAAAAGACGAAACAAAAGUUUGGAACUGGGGUGUAUAAGGUAAACGAUCGGACGCUCGGUGAUUAUAUGAAAGAGCCAGUAAAACUACCCGAAAUCGACAAGACAUAUGAUGUGAUAAUCAACGCACUUGACCAUAUGAGACAUCCAUGGCACAUGCAUGGUCAUCAUUUUCAGAUAAUCUCUCUUGGCACUGGAGGUGAGGGCCAACUUCACAGAGAUGUGCAAGAGGGCAAGGCGUGGAACCGGUACCAGGAUGAUUUACGUCAUUGGACCCGAACAGGACGGGCGCCAAUGGUAAGAGAUAGCAUUAACAUUGCAGGUAAUUCCUACGCGGUUCUGAGAAUAAAGACCGAGCUGCCAGGAAAGUGGCUUCUACACUGCCAUGUAGACUGGCACAUGAUGAAGGGGCUUGGUGUUGUAUUUGAAGUACCAGAAGUAACAAGUGACGGUGCCAAGCUAGCUACUACAACGGCAUUACCAUUCCCUACCAAGGAGCCAAGCCCUUCUGCUGUCGUCCAGCCCGUGGUAACUCACCAAAACAAGUCUAAAGUAAUCGCAAUCUAUAUCUUCAUUAUGUGUGCGAUCGAUGGCGUCUUCUACUGGUUGCUCAUGUGA
Messenger RNA from Saccharomyces kudriavzevii IFO 1802, 1830 nucleotides. RefSeq names its product putative oxidoreductase (gene GMC1). Gene Ontology annotation, cellular component: high-affinity iron permease complex. NCBI's taxonomy places the organism in Eukaryota, Fungi, Ascomycota, Saccharomycetes, Saccharomycetales, Saccharomycetaceae. The transcript has a single exon. Gene Ontology annotation, biological process: cellular response to iron ion starvation; reductive iron assimilation. The record is from RefSeq and is a predicted model, not a curated record. Gene Ontology annotation, molecular function: copper ion binding; ferroxidase activity. Bases 1 to 1830 code for a protein of 609 amino acids.